This is a messenger RNA of Epinephelus fuscoguttatus (brown-marbled grouper), 7779 nucleotides long. RefSeq lists its product as uncharacterized. Lineage: Eukaryota; Metazoa; Chordata; Actinopteri; Perciformes; Serranidae. The record is from RefSeq and is a predicted model, not a curated record. Bases 324 to 6893 code for a protein of 2189 amino acids. The transcript has 4 exons.
CGGAAGUGCUGCGCCGCCAUUGUUUUCUCGACCGUUGAGACGUUGGGCCUUCAUUUUCAUAUGAAGACAUCGUUUGGGAAACAGUGCAUGGUUUUAACAACAAAGACUACAGCCUACAUCAGUGGUUUCUGGACUGGUUUUGAAGCCUUUGGCCGUGUCCACCUUUUUGGGUUUUUGGAGCUACAAGUGACCGCUAGUGUUUCUCAAAGUGAGGCUUGCACAGUACCAACUCCGUCCCAUUGCCGAUUGGAGUAUGACCAACCAGGAUGCAGACAUUCAGAGUGGGCCAGACGUGUUGGAGGAACUCUGAACUGACCUAAAUCAUGUCUUACAAGACAGACCCCUUCAAAAGAGAUCCGGGAUCCACGCUGUCCAGUAUGGAAGCCCCACAGAGUCACUUCAUGGAAGUGACAAAGGGAAAGCAGACUGAUUUCAAAAGUAAGCAGACAAAGAGGACUCUUGUAAUGACAAGUAAAAGGGCAAACAAAAGGUUCAGAAGAGGACAGUCUACAGACAUGGAGACAAACUCACUUUCUCAUCACACUGAUUUGUGUCCCAUUCAAACCGCAGACAGAGAUUAUUGUGAGUCUUAUCAUCAAGGAGAGGCUUACAUAAACUCAGACACUGGCAAUGACUGUGUGAUGAAACAAGAGGGAAUGGGAACAGAGAGCAACUACACUUGUCCUCUAGGGGAGUCUGAUCUAGACUCAGAUGACACCACAGAUUCAGGAAGUUUGGGCAAUCAGGAUCACAAAAGUUGUUCUCUGAGCUCUGAUAUUCUUAGAGAAUCAGAAUCAAGUUGUCCAAAAACUAGAGCACCUUUCCUCAUCACCACUGACAUCUCAUCCAGUUCACCACCUGUAAAUUCAAAUGUGAACCCAUUUGCAAGUCAGCCUGAGAUUUCAGAGGAAACAGGAGCACAGGACAACAUGUGGAAGUUGCGUGCUAACCGAGUUAAACAAAUCCUCUCUGAGUUUGGUCCAUUCAACUGGUCUAAGAAAGUUGGCCUUGAGUUCAAUGUUGGAUUUGGCCCAAAGCAAAACAUCAGUGUUGACUCUUUGCAUGAUUUUACUCUGAUGGAAAUUGCUAAAUUCGCCUUAGCAAUGAAUUCAUCACAACAGAAUUUCAUCAUGGAGAUUCUUGAGUACAACUUUGACCUCUACUUUAAGAGAAAAUUACAGAGAAAUGAUUUCAAAUGUGAAAUAAUGGAAACAGUAAGACAGCUGAAAGGUUGUCAAGAUACAGCCACAUUGUCAAGAGAGAUCUUUGAUUCACCACAUUUAUUGAUGGAACGUGACCAGGAAGUUCAGAGUAUGAGCUGUGUCAAUCCUGAACUCAGCAGUGUAUCGAGAAAAGAGGAGUGUGAUGUUGCUCCCAUAUGCCAUCCUCAAUCACAUGCUGAAACCAAAAAACAUAGGUCACAGACAAUUGUGAAUCCUUAUCCCUUCUGCAAGGAGAUAGGUCUGAAGCUACAUGUUAACCAGUGUCAACAAAACAAAAAGCUGGACUUCAACAAUCUGACUAAUGGAGCAUUGACUGAAGUGGCAAACUUUGCAGAAAAAUUGUGUGGAACAUUUGAGCAGAUUUGUCUUGACCUUCUCAGACACAACUUGGAUCUUGAUUUGCAAAGUGGAGAUUCUGACGUUGCAAGGAAUAUGCUCGACCGAAUUCUUUUUGUAAUGAAGCGAAAGAAUCUAUUAAUAUGUGCAAAAGCCUUCAACAAAAUAAAGAACAAAACAAAAAAAUCCUUGGUAAAACUUGAUUGCCAGAAUGAUCAAAAUUCAGAUGCAUGUAGUGUUGGUUCUCCCCAGGAUGCAACCAUAGACCAAAAUGUAGGCAGUUCCCCUGAACCUGUAAACAAAAAAGAGCUUAAUUCAAUGCUGUGGAAACUGCGGGCCAAUCAUAUUCAGCACAUCCUCUCAGUACCUCAUGAGGAACAUUGCCCACUUUAUUCUUACUCCAGAUGCAAGAAAUUAGGCAUCGAUUUCAAUGUAGGAUCUGGAGUAAAACAGAAUCUUGAUCCCAAAUUACUGACCAAUGGCAUCAUGGUUGAAAUUUGCACUUUUGCCACGGCAUUGCUGUCAGCCCAGAAGUAUUUCAUCACAGAGAUACUGGAGUACAAUUUUCAUCUUAAUUUCAACAAUGAGUCGCAUCGCAGUGCCUUUGCACAGCAAACGAGGGAUAAAAUGCAAAAAAUGAUUGCACAUAAAGAUACCCCCCAACGAAGGAAACUGCUUUUUGAACUCCCUGACAUGAGAUCCAUACAAGGAGCUUCUUAUGACAAAGCUACAUAUUGCCCCAAAUGCUAUCAAGAGAGAGAAGGCAAGCUUCGUCUGAAAAAAAUUGGCCCUGGUGACGUGCAUUGGCCUCAUCCACAUACCAUGAGUAAUGAAGUUUCUGCUGAUACAGACUGCAUAGCACAAAAGCCUGCAAAGGAUCCAACCUUUACCUUCACAGCAAUAGAGGAGAAAAUAAUGGACUGCUACCCUCUUUGCAAGAAAAUAGGUUUGAGCCUCUUUGUGAAAAACGACCAACCAAAAGACAAACUUGACAGGUCUGUAUUGACACUUGGGGUUAUGGUUGAAAUUGCUGACUUUGUCAUAGAACUGUGUGCAACAAAAAGCACAAUCAUCCAUGCACUUCUUGAACACAACUUCGGUGUUGGCAUGCAGAGGCCAGACAUAGAUAUUGCACAGCUGUUUGGCAGAGCGUUGGCACAAAUGGAUGGUGAGCUAGCAUGGUUCAAUGAAGUUUUUAUUUUUCAGCCAUUGUCUCACAGACAACCUGGACAUACAAGUAAACUGGAAGAUGCAUCUGCCAUGCAGAUAAGUGAAAGGAAGAAAACUAUCAACAAAAGAAAGCUGGCACUACAAACAAAGGAGGAAGGACCCACACUUCGAAGUUACAAUGUCAGUGGAGUAAAAUCAAUGAGAAAUGCUCAAAGCCAAGGCAACAGCUUUCCCAUUUGCACUGACAUAGGUUUGGAUCCAGACAUGACAUUAAAGACAGGAGAGAAAGAAAAACUGGACUUGAAACUAUUGACUAAAGAUGUGUGUGACAUGACACAAGAGGAAGUGGGAACACAGAGCAAUUACACUUGUCCUCUAGGAGCGCCUUUCCUGAUCACCACUGACCUCUCAUCCAGUUCACCACCUGUAAACUCAAAUGUGAGCCCAUUUGCAAGUCAGCCUAAUAAAACACAGACUCCUAGAAAUGUACCAAAAAAAUGUGACAUCAAGCAAGAGGAAACAGGAGCACAGGACAACAUGUGGAAGUUGCGUGCUAACCGAGUAAAACAAAUCCUCUCUGAGUUUGGUCCAUUCUACGGGUCUGAGAAAGUUGGCCUUGAAUUUAAUGUUGGAUUUGGCCCAAAGCAGAACAUCAGUGUUGACUCUUUACGUCGUCAUGCUCUGGUGGAAGUUGCUAAAUUCGCCUUAGCAAUGAAUUCAUCCCAACAGCAUUUCAUCAUGGAGAUUCUAGAGUACAACUUUGACCUCAACAUUAAGAGUGAAUCGAAGAGAAAUAUUUUCAGAUUUGAAAUUAUGGAAACAGUAAGACAACUGAAAGACAGUCAAGGUGCAGACAAACACCCAGGAGAGGUCUUUGAUUCACCACAUUUAUUGAUGGAAUGUGACCAGGAAGUUGAGAAUGUGAGCAGUGUCAAUCCUGAACUCAGCAGUGUAUCGAGAAAAGAGGGGUGUGAUGUUGCUCCCAUACGCUAUCCUCAAUCACAUGCUGAAACUAAAGACCGUAUGUCACCGACAAUGGUGGAUUCUUAUCCCUUCUGCAAGGAAAUGGGUCUGAAGCUACAUGUUAACCAGCAUCAACAAAACAAAAAGCUGGACUUUGACAAACUGACCAAUGAAGCAUUGUCUGAAGUGGCAAACUUUGCAGAAAAGUUGUGUGGAACCUUCGAACAGAUUUCUCUUGACAUCCUCAGACACAACUUGGAUCUUGAUUUGCAAAGUGGAGAUUUUGACCUUGCCCGAGGUGUUCUUGCCCAAACUCCUUUUGCAAUGGAACGAAAGAAUCUAAACUAUUUUUCAAAAGCCUUCAAGUAUAUAAAGAGAACGAGAAGAGAUGACUUAACAAAUGUGCAACUGGAUUGUCUGACCAGCCCAAAUUUAUAUGCAUGUAGUGCUGGUUCUUCCCAGGCUGCAACUGUUCACCAAAAUGUAGAUGGUUCCCCUGAAGCUGAAAAACAAAAGGAGCUUAAUUCAAUGCUGUGGAAACUACGGGCCAAUCAUAUCCAGGAAAUCCUCUCAAUACCUCAUGAGGAACAUUGCCCACUUUAUUCUUACUCCAGAUGCAAGAAAUUAGGCAUUGAUUUCAAUGUAGGAUCUGGAGUAAAACAGAAUCUUGAUCCCAAAUUACUGACCAAUGGCAUCAUGAUUGAAAUUUGCCUUUUUGCCAUAGAAUUACUGUUGUCCCAGAGGUAUUUCAUCACAGAGAUACUGGAGUACAAUUUUCAUCUGAAUUUCAACAAUGAGCUGCAUCGCAGUGCCUUUGCACAGCAAACUUGUGAUAAAAUUGCAGUAGCACUUAGGAAUAAAAGGCGCCUCACUUUUCGAAUGAAUAUGCCUUUUAAACUCCCUGUGUUGAGGUACAUACAAGAUUCUACCACGUAUUGCCCCAAAUGCUAUCAAGUCAGAAGUUACAGGCUUCAUCAGGAUGAAUCUGACCCUGGUCACAUGCAUCAUCCACGUUCACAUACCAUGACUGACACAGUCCCUGCUGAUGCAAACUGCACAGCACAGAAGCUUGCACUGGAUCCUUCCUGUACAAUCGCUGCAGAGGAGACUAUAAUGGACCGCUACCCUCGCUGCAAGAAAAUAGGUUUGAGCCUGUGUGUGAACAAAGACCAACCAAAAGAUAAACUUGCUAAACAAGUGUUGACUCUUGGGAUUAUGGCUGAAGUGGAUAAAUUUGCCAAAGAAUUGUGUGGGACAAAAAACACGAUCAUCCGUGCAGUCCUUGAACACAACUUCAAUGUUGGCCCGCAGACAUUUGACUUAAACAUUUUCCAGCUGUUCCACAGAGUGCGUGAAGAAAAGGUUGGUGAGCUGGCAUGGUUCAAUGAAAGUUUUGUUUCACAGCCGUUUUCUUACCGACCAAUUGGCCAUGGUACUAAACAUUACAAAAGAGUGCUGGCACUACGAGCAAAGAAGAAAAGAGCCACAUUGUCAAGUCCUUAUACAGGAAUGACAAAUUCAGAGACAGAUAGUUGCAGUAAGGUACCAAUAAAUUAUCCCCAUUGCACUGAGAUAGGUCGGGAUCUAGAUAUCACAUCAAAAUCAGGCGAGAAAGAGAAACUUGACUUGAACUUAUUGACGAGAGCUGUAGUGUGUGAGAGCCAAAGCCAACCCACACAUGCAAGUAAACCUGUUGAAGCAUCUGCCACGCGGACUAGCGAAAGGAAGGAAACUAUUAAAAAAAGGAUGCUGGCACUUCAAACUAAGGAGAAAAGACCCACGCUGCCAAGUCCUAACACAAGUGUCGUAAAAUCAAAGACACGUCAACGGAGUAAUAGGAAGUGUUAUCCCCAUUGCACAGAGAUAGGUCUGGAUCUAGAUGUCACAUCAAAAUCAGGCAAGAUAAAGAAACUGAACUUGGAUUUAUUGACGAGAGCUGUAGUGUGUGAGAUCCAUAAAUUUGCAGUCAAGAAUCCAGGAAACUACAUGCCACACACACUGUUUGACAUUCUUGACUAUAACUUUGAUCUUAGCUCACAACAUCACAGGCGCUGGGAAUUUUCCAUAGCUACUACAUCCAAAGUCCAAGCCAUGGUCAAAAGCAGAAAUCGAAACAGACCACAUGAAGUCUUCAGGUUGCCAUUUGUGUUUCCUCCCAAGACACAUAAUAAGAAAUCAAAAAAGCAUUCCAAGAAAAAAACAGACAAAAAAAAGAGAAUGGGCAGAAACCAUUCAGAUUCCAGUGAUGUUGAUUUUCUUUAUGGUGUCGAAACUGACGAGGUGGCUUGGUCCUUUGAGGACACUGAGUUCUCAAUAGAUCCUUGGUCGGCACUGCCAAUGUGUGGAAGUCCAGUAAGUGAAGGUUGUGACAGUCCUCUCCAGGGAAACAUACAGAUCGGAGAGAAGGAGUACGAUGCACAAUUUGGCAAUAUGAAUCCAGAACUGGACACUGAGACGACAGUGCCCAUGAGUGGGAGUCUUGAGAGUGAAGCUUGUGGCAGUCCUGUCCAGGGAAACAUACAGACAAAAGAGGAGAAGUACGAUCCACAGUAUGGCAAUACGAAACCAGAACUGGACACUGGGACGACAGUGCUGAUGAGUGGGAGUCUUGAGAGUGAAGCUUGUGGCAGUCCUGUCCAGGGAAACAUACAGAUAAAAGAGGAGAAGUACGAUCCACAGUAUGGCAAUAUGAAACCAGAACUGGACACUGGGACGACAGUGCUGAUGAGUGGGAGUCUUGAGAGUGAAGCUUGUGGCAGUCCUCUCCAAGGAAACAUACAGAUAAAAGAGGAGAAGUACGAUCCACAGUAUGGCAAUAUGAAACCAGAACCAGACACUGAGGAAAAAUAUUGUCCACAAUAUGAUGAUGUCAAAACAGAGCCAGACACUGAAGGUGCUGAACAUUCAGUCCCAGGUCAACCUACAGAACCCCUUGGAUAUACUUCAAUGAUAUUAUGGCCGAACUCUGAAGAACCACAAACAGAAUCAGAAAAUCAGUAUGUCCAGUAUUACAUCAGGGCUGACACACAGGGACCUGCUCUAUGUCCAAACACUGUGUGUAACAUUAAAAUUGAAUUGGGCACUGAGGGUGUUAAGUAUUUAGUCCCAGUUCAAGUAGCAGGAUCCCAGGAAAACUCUAUGGUACUGGACACAUUGAUUAAAGAAGAGCAAGGAAAUGUGCCAGCUGACUCGCAACAUUGAAAAUGAAGUGGGCAUCUAACAGGAAUAAGAUCCUUAACAAUCUUAAUAGUUGACACAAAAUGAAGGUGUGUUUAACACUAAACAGAUGAUAUUAUCUGCCUUGUAAUGACAAUUUUAUGUCUUGUUGGGAAGAAAUGUAGACAAUGGCUCAUUCCAAUUCUUCAGGGAUGUUUACAUGAAGAAGUUCACUGUUUAACUCUUCAAGAAUUGCAGGCCCGAAAAGAUGGAAAGAUGUGACCAGAAUGUUUCAGUGCAAAGUUUUGUUCUGAAAAAGGAAAAGAUGGAGAGUCCUCAAGCUUUUUUUGUUUGUUCGUUUAUUUUUCUUCUGUGGUCAGUUUUGGUCAUUUUUAGUUUGUAGGAAUUGGUAUGAGGAUCUUUUAAGACUGAACUCUACUUUGUGGAAUGUAUAUCAUUGUAUCAUAGUCAUUGAAGACAUUCUAGCCUGGAGACCCUAAAAGGUGAAUAGAUAUGACAAAAUGUUUCAGUGCAAAGGGCAUUUUUUUAAGCUUCUUUUUAAUAUUUGUUUCUCAACUGUGGUCAGUUUUUGGUCUUUUUAACUUUGAAAGAAUUUGUAUGAGGAUCUUUUGAGACUCUGGAUUGUAGAUUAUUGUAUUAUAGUCGGUAUUCUGGCCUGUUUUUGUAAGUACUUGUUCUCCUUUGUUUUAUACAUUUUUCACUUAAUUGUUUAUUAGUGCCUUUUCUGACCUCAUAUGUUUGAAUUUAUUUUUAUGUUUUGUUUAUUUUUCAGAAGGAAAAACGGCUACAAUGAGAAUGUAAAUAUAUUGUAAAUUACAGAGACUGUGACCAUUUCUUUAACGCCUAGUCCCUUUUACUAGCCUGGUGUGGCUUCACAUUUUGACAAAUAAAAGCCUUUCUCAAUUAGAGA